Seminavis robusta is the source of this 3324-nucleotide messenger RNA. NCBI's taxonomy places the organism in Eukaryota, Bacillariophyta, Bacillariophyceae, Naviculales, Naviculaceae. The record is from the annotation of a GenBank genome assembly.
UCCGAGCUGACUAUUGGCGGGAAGAAACGUGACGAGACUUUGGGAGUCCAUCAUCAUUGGAUGCUGUAUGCAGGUGCUGCGGUUACGAUAGCCGUUGCUCCGAAGAGCUGAGACCACCCGGCUAUCAUGCUCCUGUUAGCUCAACUAAUCUGAGAACGCCAGGCUCUGUUGGCAUCGGCAACCACAGCAGACGCAGUGUCUGUGCCCCUUUAUCACUCACGCUUAUUAGCACCAGCAGGCUAGCUAGUAGUAGCAUGCUCGCGAUAACAACCUCCACGAGUCGAGUCAGGCCCAAAGUCGCCAGAUUCAACUCGACUUGACUCUAGACGCUUCCAGAAGUAUCUACCUGUGCAAACGGUUUAAAGCGGGUUGCGAACCCACCCCUUUCUCUUUUGACUGCCUACUAAAAUGUACACGUACGAUGUAGCUAGCUAGUGAUACAUCAGUACCAUGGGUGCUGCGGCAGCCACUCGAUUAAUGCGAUGGCUAGCUAGCCAGCUACAUCUACUGGAGGGUGAUUUGCAACGCAAAACACUAGAGAGUGGCAAGCAGCCAGUACAAUAGCCUGCUUUAUCUUGUACCAUCAAAUGAAAUAUGCUGGCGGUGCAGUGCCAGUUGACUGAUGCCUUCGUGGGGACUUGGCUCUGUGGCUCCAAACUGAUUCCGCCAACCUCCUGCACAUUGCUCAAUUCCCUUUAGUGGCAAUUUUUUCAUCAGUGGAAACGUACAGCGGCAACUUCAUGACGACGACUGUGAUACGGUACGAACAGCUAGCCAAAUGUAGAUAGAUUUAGUCAAUUAUUCAUGGCCACCAAGCCACCUACCGUACCGGUAAUCACCAACUUGUUGCACCACGAUGUCCUUAGUCCUUGACUCCUCUGAAACCUGUUCAAGCAGCUCUACUAGCUGGAUACUGUAGAACAAAAAAGAAGUGGGGGUGAAGUUGUUUCUAAAUACUCUUACUGGAACAUAGGGCCUGAAUGCCUGAACUGGCACAGGAGACUCCGUGGAGUUAAUGAAUCCCGAUUACUGGCGAAACGCACCUGUUAUGCCAUCUUCAAAAUGCCGGUCCAGGGCAACCACCUUUGCACCCUUUUACGACCGAAUACAGCAAAGUGAAGCCAACACCACAAGAGCUUUUCACUGGUGCGGACCAAGACGACAGCCAUACCAGCAGCGCCACCACCCCAAACAACCCCCACCGCUCUCAACAACACAAGCUUCAUCUCCCACCAAGAUACACCCACCUUGCUGUUGUUGAUAACUGUUGUUCAUUGCGGCGUUGAUCGAUACAUUCUGCUUGGAGGGAAGUCACUUGCAGUAGUCAUAUUUCUGCCGGAGGCAAUACCGGCACCGCACAGACCUCGUUGUUAUCCCCGUGCCAGCACCGCCACGAACGCCACACAGCAACACUGACAGGCCAAUACCAUGUCGGUCGAAUACGAUCUCCUCGAAGAGUGUCUCCCCUAUGGAGAUGAGACUUCUACAACCUUCAUGCUCAAUUGCGUCUCGGCCAAUCUCCGCAACCAUCCGGGUGCCCAAGAAUUCUCGAGAAAUGUGCUGUUGGUCUAUUCCGCAGCUCUGGUCUUCUUUAUGCAAGCUGGCUUUGCCAUGCUUUGUGCCGGGGCAGUAAGGAAAAAGAAUGUUCAGAAUACCAUGCUUAAGAACCUUCUUGAUGCUUGUGGUGCAGCACUAGCUUUCUUUUCAUUAGGGUAUGCCUUUGCUUUUGGAGGUGAUGAUCCAAUGAGUGCCAAGAAGACGUUCAUUGGUACCUCCAACUUCUUUCUGAUGAACGUGGAGGACUUGGCCUUCUGGUUGUUUCAGUAUGCAUUCUCAGCUGCCUCUGCUACUAUCGUGGCAGGGACACUGGCAGAGCGUUGUCAGAUGGCAGCUUACUUGGGCUAUUCUGUUCUUCUCGGAGGGUUUGUGUACCCUGUUGUGGCUCAUUCUGCUUGGAGCGCCAAUGGAUUCUUGAGCGCGACUGCCCUGGAACCAAUGUGGGGUGUCGGUAUGAUUGACUUUGCUGGAAGUGGAGUGGUCCACUUGACAGGAGGUACGACAGCACUGUUCGCUACCAUGAUUUUGGGGCCAAGACGAGGCCGCUUCCACGAUGACACGGGCCGCAAAUUGGCCAAGCCGAAGGAGUUUCCCGGGCAUUCCGUUGCUCUGCAGAUGCUUGGAACGUUCACGCUUUGGUUUGGAUGGUACGGAUUCAACGCCGGGUCAGCUCUGCUUUUGGACUCCUUGGAAAGGGACAAAGUGCUUGCUCUUGCCGGAGUUAACACCACCUUGGCUGGUGGUACGGCAGGAAUUGUGGCCCUCUUUGCCAACCUUUGGGCUCUGGAACGAUACACUGGUGAGCCAUUUUUUGAUGUGAAGUACCUGAUGAAUGGUGCUCUUUCCGGAUUGGUGGCCGUCACAGGUGGUUGUGGUGUUUUGGAACCCUGGGCAGCUGUUGUGGUAGGGGCCAUUGCUGGCCUGCUCUACAUGCUAGGAACAUGGGGGCUUGUCAAGUUGCGCUUGGAUGAUGCAGUUGAUGCAAUUCCUGUACACAUGUUGAAUGGUGCCUGGGGUCUCAUUGCUGUUGGACUUUUGGCCUCACCAAAAAGACUGUAUGCUGCCUAUGGACACAGUGAUCACGUUGGUUUCUUCUACUCAUUUUCGCACAAUGGAGCAGAUGGACUAUUGCUGGCGGCUCAGAUCGUGGGAAUCCUCUUUAUCAUUGGAUGGGUAAUGAUCAUCAUGCUUCCAUUCUUUGUAUGGCUUGACUGGAGGGGUUGGUUCCGUUCUGACCCCUUGGAGGAAAUUGUUGGAUUGGACACAAGUUAUCACGGUGGACUCAUGUUGGGUGGCGAAGACGAUAUCAACCCAGAAUACGUGUCGGCAUUUAACAAGAGGAGAGAAGAGAAUGUUAGACGUCGGUCUGGGAGAAAUCCCAAUAUCUCGAACACUGUUUUGACCGAGUUUGACCACGAGGACGAUCCAGAGUCAUAUGGUGGUUACGAGGACGAAGAGAAAUACAUGGAGAUGUCACAGCCGCAGAUGUCUGCCAAGAAGGAGGAGGCAGCUGUCGAGGCCGAGAGUGUGCCGAUGGAGCUCGAGACGGCAGAGGCGGAAAAAGAAAAUGGGCUGGACGUUUCUGAGGAGAGGCAAGACGACAGAAACGGGGUUUCAGUAGAGCUAUAGCCAUGAACAGGCGAGGGCAGUCAUCCAGUGCAUUCCGCUGCACAAUUUUUAAGUUUGACGCAAAUCUUGCUAAAUGCACCAGAAUCUUCGUUAGGAUGAAUGUACAAUUUUAACUGAAUAUUAAAACACGAUUUUCAC